CGCUUUAGCAGACAUAACAUCACCAUAAAUCUAUACAGCGUUGGCUUUCAUAAUAUUUUCAAAACCACAGAGAAACAUCAUCCCAGAGCCCAGAGCCCAACUCAAGCCCUCACUACAUUACAACUACAACAACCAUAUCCCUCAAAACGACCCCUGGAUUCCUCUUCAUCCCCCGGAAUAAGAUAGAAAAAGGAAACAAAAAAAGAUGUCCCAACCAGCCCCUUCGGACAACACCAAAAAAGACGACCUCCUCCUCUCACUGCAGUCUUCGCUCCGUAACGCACACUACACCUUCGGGGCCUCGAGCCGGCAGUACAAGGACAUCAAGGCCAUGGUCGAGGAGCACAUUGCGCGGACCGCGCUGUCGGAGGCCCAUCUCGAGGAUUUGACAGAGGGAUUUCGGGUCAUGGAGUUGGCGAUUAGGACGAAGGAGGAUUCCGUUGGGGCAUGUGAGGAGGACUGUGGAAGGGAUGGGAGGAAGCAAGCAGACAUCGAGUUCGCUCUUGUUUGGCGAGAUCUUUGGUGGGAAAUGAAGAAGACGGCACGGCAGUCGAAGGGCUAUUAAGGUGAAUGGCAUGGACGAAGGACUCAGGGAUAUAUGCACACAUCAACGAUCAGAAGAGUACUUUAUCAUGAAAAGUGGUGGGUAUUGUCGUUGUCCAAGAUUGGCAACAUCGUCACUCAAUCCUGCUAGCUAUGUACUUAAAGGCAGACCAACGCGUGGUAUGUACUGUACACUUUACAGACCACUGCGGAUCACUACUCAACGGACGGCUACCAGCUCAUCAACAACCCAACUAGAUCUAGACCCGACGAAGAUCUGUCAUUAGUAUCCAGAAAGAACGCAUCAAAACGUAGAAAGUUCGCUGACAUCGCCUUCGACAAUAGAAGGUCCUGCCAGCCGCAAUUCAAUAAACUCCUAAGAAAUGCCGCCCGAAGAGUCCUUCCACCCAAAAAACGAACGGCGGUUCCGAAGGCGAAAGCGAUAGUAGUAAGUAACUCCUAGUGGUAUUCCGGGUUCCCUGCUCCCUUUGCUGUAAUAUCCAAAUGGUAU
Aaosphaeria arxii CBS 175.79 is the source of this 1054-nucleotide messenger RNA. RefSeq lists its product as uncharacterized. The transcript has 2 exons. Lineage: Eukaryota; Fungi; Ascomycota; Dothideomycetes; Pleosporales. The record is from RefSeq and is a predicted model, not a curated record. The coding region runs from base 206 to 565 and encodes 119 amino acids.